AUGGUGCUUGAUCCUAUAGCAGAUGCUGUGAACAUAAAAGUAUCCAGAUCAAACAUCAAGGUUUGGAUUUCUGCAGCAGCUAACAAACUAAAAUCAAUAAUGGCAGUCGAAAUGAAACAAAAGCUGGUAUCUAUCAAAUUGGAUACUGCAUCACGGCAUGGUCGUCACGUUCUCGGAAUCAACGCACAGUACGAACUCAACGGAAAAUUGGUGAUUCGAACCUUGGGAAUGAUUGAAGUAGACCAGAGACGAACGCCUGUGUUUUUGUGUGAUAAAGUAUUGGAAACAUUGCGUGUCUAUGAUUUGAAGUUGGAGCAAAUCUUUAGCAUUACGGUGGACAACGGCAGCAACAUGGUUGCUGCCGUAAAAAAAAUUAAAUCUUUGCUGAAUGAGUCCAUUGCAGUAUCGACUUUAUUGUUCGAAGAUGAUGAGAACAUACCACAGGAAAGAGACCUCAUUGAAGAGCUUGAGCUAGAGUGGGAUGCACGGAUAUCCCUUGUUCGGUGCGCGGUUCAUUCCCUCCAACUUGCGAUUGCGGAUGUUUUUGAUAAAGCUGAUCCGAAUCUUAAAUGCAUCACGGAAGUAGUACGUCAUCUACGUCAAAUUAAAUAUAAAUCAUUCGUCGAGGUUCAACAACUUGCCCUCCCUCCGCUCUGGUCACCAACACGUUGGGGCGGUAAAUACAAAAUGUUGUCUAGCAUUUUAAAGCAAGAAGCGAAAUUUGUUGAACUGGGAACUCAGUAUUCUGAAAUGUGUAAAUUAAGACAAUUUAAUCGUUCCAAUAAAUAA
Messenger RNA from Toxorhynchites rutilus septentrionalis, 789 nucleotides. RefSeq lists its product as uncharacterized. NCBI's taxonomy places the organism in Eukaryota, Metazoa, Arthropoda, Insecta, Diptera, Culicidae. The record is from RefSeq and is a predicted model, not a curated record. The transcript is spliced from 2 exons. The coding region runs from base 1 to 789 and encodes 262 amino acids.